Macroventuria anomochaeta is the source of this 1980-nucleotide messenger RNA. RefSeq lists its product as uncharacterized. The transcript has 3 exons. The record is from RefSeq and is a predicted model, not a curated record. Bases 1 to 1980 code for a protein of 659 amino acids. NCBI's taxonomy places the organism in Eukaryota, Fungi, Ascomycota, Dothideomycetes, Pleosporales, Didymellaceae.
AUGGAUGGGUCUCAUGAUUCUCUUCUUCAUACUUCUUCACCCGGCGGCUGCGGUCCGCGCGUUGUGAUCAUGUUUCGUUUCUUCCCCUCAACGCCACACGUGUUUCGUUUGAGAGACAACUGCACAGGCCACCUUUUAGCGGGGCAGCAUGACACGCAGAAAGAUCGGCCUCCUCCUGCGAAACCAAUACCUGCGACCUUCCCGGUGCUCGAUCCACCCAAGCCGUCGAUAGGACGCCCGCCAGCAUCCUGGAGCAGGGCGAAUGUAACAGGGAUUACCAACCAUUUUUUGAACCUGAAGAAACCAUCCGACAUCACGAGGGAAACUCUGGCGCAACUCAAUGUCACGUUCCAGUCCGACUGUGACUUCGAAACGAUACUAUCGUCGCUGUCAAACGAUGCGCUAUCACACAUGCCGCCCACUUCAUGGCUAGAGGCACCGGAUCAGCAAGAACCAUCAACUCCGGAACCGGCUGUUACUCUCCUCAGUAACGGCAAAAGAGUUCCGGAUCGCAAAGAGUUCUAUAUCCGUGCGCGAGAGCUGCUCUUCAAAAACGAAGAUGCAUUCUCGACACUUACACGGAAAAGCACUGGAGGUCAAGCACCGCUGCGACUUGCACAUUUUCGCAAGUUCUGGGAAGGGCUUGAUAACAUGGCAUACUAUUGGGACAAUUCGCUAGAUGACUAUCACCCUCCAAACCCUGAGGCUAAAGAUACAACUGCCGAGACCGACACUCUUUCCAAUCAAGAUGCAGGGGGUGAUGGUCAAGAAACACGUGCUGAAACGAAGACAGACUGGAUCGCAAAGAUGGGGAGUGGGUUUGGGCCCCCCAAUGACGGCGAACCUCGAAAGAAAGCAAAGACAGAAGCGGUGAACGACCAAACAAUGGUUCAGUCCGUCCACGCAAACGGGUUUGGAGGAUCAAUAGCUGCUCAAACAGCGUCGAUCAUCCCAAGCAGGGUACUGCCCGCCAGAAUUGCACCGUCCAGGUUUCCAAACGCAAUAAAUACGGAACCUCAAGAGAAGCCGGCUGAUAUGUCUAAUGGCUCCUACCGAGGCUACCGUAUCGGUAAUGGCUCAGAGAUGCCUGAUCAGUAUCGCAUUGACUGUGUUCGAGCCUUUGUUGAGCCCAUUGCGUGGGCGUUUGGUGUCACACUUUCACAACACCGACGGCCCCCUGUUCUGUUAUUGGAGCACGUGCGCUUCCCUGUACGUAUGAGCUCUGUAGCAUGGCGUGGGCCCCAGGAUCGGAUGAAAGCACGGCAGGGCUGGAUGGAAGGGCCUGUGUUAGGGAUACAGUGUAGACCAGACGUCAACUUUGGAGCUUCUGGAAGUCUAGACGCAGAAUCUAACCUAGAUGCCGUCCGUGAGCUUGGUGGACUGCUGCUUCUAGCUCAAGAGCGCGCGAGAGACGGCAAAGUCGAGCAGCUCGCGGGUGAAGGGAAAUGGUGGACUACGAAAGAACGCUGGGGAGGCGGGCCUGGAGGCGAAGUUGGGGACAUUACAAUACCCAGCGAGACAUCUGGCACUGAAGCUACACCUAAUCCCCAGGAAAGGUCUGCUCAAAGGAACGUGGACGGCUCAAGAGUACGGCGACGACCGACACCUGCGCAGAUCUGGAAGGUUGUCAAACCCGGAAAUCCUCUUUGGGACCCCAAGGUUGUCUAUGAAGCGAUUGGCAAAGACAGAACUGCAGAGUGGGACGAUGUCUUCAUGGUUUCGUCAUUGAACCACCAUAUUAGCUUGUUGAAGCUGCACGUGCAUCCAGCGUAUCUGGAAUACAUCACAUAUGGAAAACUUCCCGAGAGUCAGCCCUCAGAUCCUGAUUGGUGCUCGCCUAGACUUCAAAGGACACGGUGGUUCGAUUUGUUCAGUGUCGAAGACCGUACUGAAGCCAUGAGGGGCUUUUGGGGCAUUAUGUCUUAUUUGCUGCGAGCCAAAGAUGUGGGCCAAGAAGACGUUGUCAUGGGCAAUUCAUGA